Dendrobium catenatum is the source of this 1101-nucleotide messenger RNA. RefSeq names its product auxin response factor 13-like. The record is from RefSeq and is a predicted model, not a curated record. Bases 1 to 1101 code for a protein of 366 amino acids. The transcript has 3 exons. Lineage: Eukaryota; Viridiplantae; Streptophyta; Magnoliopsida; Asparagales; Orchidaceae. Gene Ontology annotation, biological process: regulation of DNA-templated transcription; response to hormone. Gene Ontology annotation, molecular function: DNA binding.
AUGCCGUCAAAAAUAGAUAAAGGAAAAGCUCUGUCCGCCGCCGGCGAGUCUCCCGUCAUAGACCGUGCUAUAUGGAAACCCCUCGCCUUCUCAUCUCCCAACUUUCCUUCCGCUGGCUCCGACGUCUACUACUUCUCCGAAGGCCACGCGGAGCAAUGUGGCUCUCGUCUGCCGAAGUACUUAUUCCCCUCCUUUGCCUUCUCCUGCCACCUCGCCGCCGUCAAUCUCCACGCGGACCCCACCACCGAGCAAGUCUUCGCCACGUUCUCUCUCACCACAGACUUCUCAUCUCCGGCUACGACGACGGCCAAAACCUUCUCCGGCGGCGGCGUCACUUCCGUCGUUAAAACUCUGUCGAAGAGCGAAACCAACCGCAAGAACAAAAGCUUGGUCUUGACGCUUCCGUCAAGAGCUCACGAGGUGUUCCGUAACUUGAAGGAUGAUGACCUGGACAUCUAUGACUUGAAUAAUCAACGUUGGAGGUUCGGCCACAUGGUCAGCGGAAGUCCGCCUAUGCAUGUGCUGACUAGUGGUUGGCACCAUUUCUUUUCAAGCAAGAAUCUUGUCGCCGGCGACGUGGUGGUCUUCGUACGGGAUGCUGACGGGAUAAUUUUCGUUGGCUUCCGACGUUGUGACAGCGAUGAAUGCGAUGCCAUCGCCAUGAAUGUGGAUGCAGCUUCCAGCAGUUCAACUACGAAGACGUUAAGGAAGAAGAGAGAGGAACCAGAGAUGGUCAUAGAAGCAUAUCGUUGGGCGGUAGAAUAUGGCGAAGGGAUGGUGGAAGGAAGGUUUUACCCUGACAGUAAGCUUCCAGUAUAUGUGGUGAAGAAGGAGGUGGUGGAAACCGCCAUGAGUGUUCAGUGGAAGCGAGGAAUGCGAGUGCAGAAGAAGUGGGAGAUGGCUGAUGGCUUCACUUGUUGGUUGCAUGGUACUGUGAGGGCUCUCUCGCCUGAAUCAAUUAAAAAUCCAUGGCGUAUGCUUGAGGUGAUUUGGGAUAAAACAACCUGCAAGAGGACGAUGGAAAAUCCAUGGGAUGUUGAGCCUGUCCAAGCUCUGAUUACAGAAAUGCCGGAAGAAGAAGAAAUCCUGAUUCUUGAUUAA